ACUUAGCUAGCAAGGAGCAAGGCAGCAGAGAGAUCAAGUACUUCAGAGAGUAGCUAGACUGAUGAUUUAACUUAAUGACAGUGCAAUUAACAGAGACAGUCUGUGCUGCCGCAUGAGGAUGACCGCGGGGCUCUGAAUUUUUUUUUUUUUUUUUUUUGCGUGCUUCGUUUGGUCCAAAAAGAGCCAACUAAAGCGUGAAGGCGUGUGCAAUAACGUGAUUAGUGGCUGAUGUGUUGAUUGAGUGGGUUAGCCAGAUACGCUAACGCUAACCACACAAGCUGGCUAGCCAGAUUUGCAGAUAAAUAGACAAAAUGGAGGACUCCAGCAGCAGCAAGCCCUUCGUGAUGACAUCUUCGCUUAACUUCAAAGUCACCACCCCAUCCUUCUAUAACCAGCCGAAGAAGUUUGCCUCUGUGGCACCACCCCGCCCCAAAAGUCAGACACCUCCUUCAGCUCCAUCCCCGACACCGGCCAGCACAGCUGUAAUUGGUCGAGUUGGAGAGCUGCCUCCACCUCCACCUUUGCUCUGUGAAGACUUCCCACCCCCUCCUCCUCCAGUGGAUGAUGAUUUGCCAGCCCCUCCCCCUGAAUGCCAGAUCACAUCCCUUGCCUCUGAUGCCUCUCCUCCUGCCUUCCCUGCUCCACCUCCAGUGGCAGAUGACCUGCCCCUCCCAGCUCCCCCUGAGGAAAGUGCCUGUUUGCCCACCUCUCCCUCUCCCCCUCCUCCCCCACCCCCACCACCCCUUCCCUCUUCUGGUACCAGUAUCCCCAGUGCUGUUGGGAACCCACAGAGGCUGGUGGAGAAGCAGACGAGCUUUGACAAACAGCUUGACUCUCUAACUGACCUUCUGUCAGAGAUGGAGACCCGGGGACCUUUCAACCCCAAGUUACCAAGCCAGUAUUCUUCAGCACCAGCACCCAAGCCCUCAGGACCUCCCCCGACAGCUCCCAAACCGACCCUGUCCUUCCUCCCCCCACCAGAGAUGGGAGACCGCCCACCUCCCGCACCCUGGGCAGAAGAACUCAAAGCCAGAACAAACCGACAGGCCAAUCAUAACUCCGCACCAGGUUCUGCACCAACCCCUGCUGCUCAGCCGUUUGCCAAGGCUCCAGCUGUGGCUCCCAAGUCUGGUUUUGGAGGGAGAACAGCAACCUCAGCAGCUGCUCUGGCACAGAAACUGAACCAGAACCUGAACCACACCCCUACCCCAUUUGGUGAUGCACCAAAACCUUCGCCUGCUCCUGCCACCAGCUCAUUCCCGCCUCCUCCCGCUGCACCUCCUGCUCCACCAAACAAUAUGGCAGCUCCCCCUGCCACCAAUCACAUAAAGAGCACUCCUGUUGCCAGUCAGGAGAAUGCUAACCCUUCUCCUCCUGCUCCUGUGCCUCCUCCUCAGUCCAAGACGAUGCCAUCUCCACCCUCUCCCUUCAGCCAACCAAUGAAAACUGCUCCUACAUCAACGCAGCCCUCACCCCCUGGCCCAGGCGCUGUCCCAGGUGGUGGUGUUCCUCUCUCCAUGAGGGAAGUAGAAGAGUUGGAGAGAAUGACCAAGGACUUCAUUAAAGACAUGGACACGCAUGCACCUGUCAUCACCUCACCUCCCACAGAGGUCUGUGGGAAGUGUGGUGAGGCUCUGUCCCGUACUCAGCCAGCAGUGAGGGCCAUGGAUAAGCUCUUCCACUCCAACUGCUUCUGUUGCAUGACCUGCCAUCGCCCCCUACAGGGCAUGCAGUUCUACGACAGGGAUGGCUCACCUCAGUGUGAGGACUGCUAUAUGAAUUCACUGGCGGUUUGCUCUCGCUGUGGGGAGAGGAUCACAGACCGAGUGCUGAAAGCGGUCGGCCAGUGUUUCCAUGCCCAUUGUUUCCGGUGCAGCACCUGCUCCUGCAGCCUGGAGGGGGCGCCCUUCAUCACUGAUGACAACAACAACCCCUACUGUGUCCAGGAUUACCACAGGCGUUUCUCGCCUCUGUGUGUGAGCUGUAACGAGCCCAUUGUUCCAGCUCCAGGCAGCGAGGAGACGGUCAGAGUGGUCGCCCUCGACAAGAACUUCCACCUCAAGUGUUACCGCUGUGAGGACUGUGCCCGUCCCCUCUCCAUAGAAGCGGACGCAGAUGGCUGCUAUCCAUUGGAUGGUAAAAUCCUGUGUAUGAAGUGCCACACCCAGCGAGCCAAGCGGGCAUCGCAGUGAUCAGUGGAAACAUCUGUCACUCAGUAAAACUAUGAACCAAAUCCAAAAGCACAGGAUUCAUUCAGUUGCCAUUUUGCCUUUGCAACAGGGCUUUAUAUAUGUGCGCAGGUGUGAGUGAGAAUGAAUGUGCUGUUUGAAUGAGAAUGUUUGCAUGCACAGUGUAGUGCUCCCUUGUCUCAUGUGCUCCCAGUGCAGAAGUAAUGUACUGCACUGACAUCCCUCAACUGUUACUCCCAAUCUUCUAUUCUCUAAUCUCUCCUUCUAGCCUUCGAGUGACAGAGCAUAGUCUUCGCGGCCGUUCUAUGUUUACGCUAAAUCUCUCAGCAUAACUUGCACAAGAACAGCUUGGUCAAAAGAGCAGUCUCAUCAGACAUCAAUCUAAAGCUCGCUCCUUUCCUCACCUCCUUUGUCACACACCCUUAUGUACCAAUACCUGUAUUUGCAUCGUAUUGUUGUCACUGACUGAUCUCCUGUCCUAUGAGUGGUAUAACGGAGAAAGGCAUGAGUGGUCGUGAGUGAUUGAAUUGAUGAUUGAAGACAUUGAGAUAUGCUGUAGCCGUAGCGCAUUGGAGACCCCCACACCCCCCGAUCUCAGCUCUCUGUUCAGAUGCUGGUAGAGUAUACCUUUAGCACUUUGGCAGAUGUAGUGCCUGCACGCACUGUUGAUGUUGCUUUGCUGCCUUGAAAGUGCAUUCUAUCAGCCAUUCUACUCUGAUAGUAUUUGUAAUUCAUUUAGGGCUAUAACUUGACUGCAAAAAAAAAAAGAUGAAAACGGUGAAUGUUUCUCAGUUUUUGUGAUGUGAAUUUGUUCAUUUACAGGCAUGCAUUAUUAAAACAUUACUCAUGUUGCUCUCCUUAUUUGAUUAUACAUAUGAGGGGAAGAUUAGAUCAGAUUAACUGCUUUCUUGUUUUUGAAAAAAAAAAAAAAAAUCAGUGUGAGUCCAGCGUGAUAAGUAUUUUAAAUGCACGUUUUUAUAUGCACAAAUUAUGAACAAACAGAUAAGAAGUUUGCUAAGCACAGAUUCCAUUCCAGGAUCUUAUCAGAUAAAAUGAUUGUAGUUGUUAUAAAUGUCAGCUGCAUGGCUGAAAACAGGACCUAUUGUGUGAUCAUUGCACAGUUCCAUAGUGUUAACCUUUUUGGUGAAAAGACAUAUGGAAAGAAAAACCAUUUUAGUCUCACUUUUGACUCUAAAGCCACAGCACAGGAUACAUUUUGUUAAAGCGCACAGUGUCAAUAAACAUGAUGCAAGACCUUUUGGAAAAUGCCUUUGCUUUGCAUCUACAGCUGUAAAGAUCAUUUUUGAACCUUUUUAUGAAGUGUUAUGGUCACACAUGCACCAGAACUAAAAUAAAUAGCUAAUCCUGGUAACAAGAUAAUACAGUAAUCAUCAGCUUUGAGCAUUAUUCCAGCAGAAAACAGAACAUUGACUGUAGCACAUAGUGACCAAAUGAGCUGUUCAUAAGAUUGACCUUAGUAAAACACACUUAUGUAGAGUUCACUAUCUGUUUUGUGGCAUUCACUUACAUGUUUUGUAUCACUUUUGUUUGUGUUGGGGCCCAGUAUAUUGGUCUUGUUCUUUUCUGAUAUUAAUACCACUAUUUUUCCAUUAUUCAUCUAUUGAAUCUUUUUUACAUUGUCAAUUAUUUACUGCUUUAUUCUUCUUAUAACCCUACUGUACUAUAUUUCAUUGGUUUUAUUUUUAACCGGGUGAUGUGCCUUCUCAACUCUUGUAUUAUGUUGUUCCAUUCUCAUUGAGCCUUGUUUGCAUCCAUUUUAAUUCAUUCCU
Myripristis murdjan (pinecone soldierfish) is the source of this 3979-nucleotide messenger RNA. It is a transcript of the gene zyx, whose product is annotated as zyxin. The record is from RefSeq and is a predicted model, not a curated record. Gene Ontology annotation, biological process: transforming growth factor beta receptor signaling pathway; integrin-mediated signaling pathway. Gene Ontology annotation, cellular component: stress fiber; focal adhesion; cytoplasm. Lineage: Eukaryota; Metazoa; Chordata; Actinopteri; Holocentriformes; Holocentridae. The coding region runs from base 312 to 2192 and encodes 626 amino acids. The transcript has 10 exons.